This is a messenger RNA of Mycena citricolor, 1050 nucleotides long. NCBI's taxonomy places the organism in Eukaryota, Fungi, Basidiomycota, Agaricomycetes, Agaricales, Mycenaceae. The record is from the annotation of a GenBank genome assembly.
AUGCCUCGUAUCUUAACAACUGGGUCGACAGGCUACAUUGGAGGCAGCGUCCUGGCUGCAAUCCAUGCCACAUACCCAGAAUGCACGAUCAGCGCGAUGUUACGCAAGAUCACCACGCGCUAUACGGAUGCAUAUCCUAAUGUUAAGAUCGUGCAAGGCGACUACGACAGCGCGGAAAUCAUCGCCACGGCUGCAGCUGAAAGCGACAUCGUCAUUCAUGCCGGCGAUUCGGACCACAGGGGAGCUAUGGAGGCCAUCCUCACUGGUCUUAAGCGACGCACGUCGACCACAUUCCUAAUUCAUUUGAGCGGGACAGGUUGCAUCUCCGAUGUCUACACUGGCAAUCUCGGCACUCUCAAUCCCAAGAUCUGGUCGGACAUCGACGACAUCACCGAAUUGGCGUCUCUGCCGGAGGACCGCAUGCAUCGGGAUGUCGACAAGCUGGUCUUCGAGGCUGCAAAGACUCACGGCGCACACAUCCACACCGCAAUCAUGUGUCCUCCAGACAUCUACGGCGAGGGCCGAGGGCCAGGGAUCACUCAGAGCUUCAUGGUCCCCUUCUUCUACGAUGCGAUUCUGGCGCACGGAUCCGCGUUCUAUAUUGGACAGGGAGAAAACGUCCGCAGCACGGUCCAUAUAGACGACGUCACGAGCCUCUACGUCAAGGUCGUCGGCGAAGCGAUCAAGAGUCUAGAAACCGGCACAGUCCAGAGCGAGUACUGGGGUGACAACGCAAGUGCUUUCUCCGAGGUGCGAUGGAAAGAUAUGGCGGCGGCGACGGGGAAAAUCAUGACUUCUAUGGGUUUGAUCAAGUCCGAAGAGAGCACCGAAUGCUCAAUCGAAGAUGUGGAGAAGUUGCCGGGCUCCCGUUUGCUCUCAUUGUACCUAUAUGGCAGCAACGGCCGCAGCAGGGCCGACCGAGCCACCAAGUAUUUGGAUUGGAAGCCCACCGCGCCCGGGUUGAUGGAAUCGCUUCAAGCAGAUCUGCUUGCCCACCAUCAGGAUAAGCAGCGAUCAGCGGAUAUCGUUGCCGGUAAAAUAGCCAGAUGA